UCCCUUGUCUACAAAGCAAACCAAACUGAACGCCUACCAAAUUCAUGCAAAAGUUCUGUCGCGCCUCUCGGAGUAGCGGCUGGCUGGUUGGGAUUAUGUCCUCCAUUUUCGUGUCACGUAGAAGACCAACGACAAUGCUUGACGACGAGCCAUGCAAAUUCGCGAGAAGCUCUCGUAUAAACAUUCUUCUCUCUUCUCUUUCUCUCUCCUGUCCCUCUCUGUUUUUAUUUGAUGCGCUCUAUCUUCAGGAGCCAUUUGAGGAAGUAGGAGAUCGGCCCUAAUUCUGUUCUCCGAUCUCCCCUCCUCCGGCUCCGGCCUUCCCAUUUCCAUUACCUAAUAAAACCAAAAAACACACACUCAUAUGUCCCAUUGUCGAAUCCGAUCCCCCCUGGGAAUCUAUAGUCUCCGGUUUUAAUCCAGGAUCGGAAAACUAAAGUAGGAUUUGGAGAAAUCGAUUCUGGAUUGAAGAUUUAUGGCUAUGAUUUCGCGGCAGGUCAUGCCGGCGUGCGAUCAGCUCUGCGUCUUUUGCCCGGCGAUGCGGCCGCGGUCGCGUCAUCCUCUGAAGCGUUACAAGAAGAUGCUCGCCGACAUCUUCCCUCGCUCUCCGGAUCAGCAACCAAACGAUCGAAUGAUCAACAAAUUAUGCGAAUAUGCCUCAAAAAAUCCGCUUCGUAUACCUAAGAUCACAACUUCUCUUGAGCAGAGGUGCUACAGAGAAUUAAGAAAUGAGAAUAUAUCAUCUGCAAAAGUUGUCAUGCAUAUCUACCGGAGGUUGCUUACAUCGUGCAAGCAGCAAAUGCCAUUGUUUGCCGGAAGUUUUUUGAGUAUUGUACACAUACUGCUGGACCAGGUAAGGCAUGAUGAAAUGCGGAUUGUGGGAUGUGAAGCUCUUUUUGACUUUGUGAAUAAUCAGGGUGACGCAACAUAUAUGUUUAACUUAGAAGGCUUAAUACCCAAAGUCUGCCAUGUUUCUCAAGAAAUGGGAGAUGAGGAAAGAGUACUGAAAUUACGCUGUGCCGCCCUUCAAGCCCUCUCUUCUUUGGUUUGGUUCAUGGGUGAAUUUGGUCAAAUGUCCGCAGAAUUUGAUAAUGUUGUUUCUGUUGUUUUAGAGAACUGUGAAGCCUCUGAGGAGAAACUUGACCAAAAUACACAAAAUAACCAGGAUGGUGGUGCCAAUCAAAACCAAGCUAUAUCAUCAUCAGAUGCAAUGAAAAGAGCUACUUCUUGGAGGAACAUUGUGACUGAUAGAGGACUGAACGUGGCUGUAGAAGAUUCUAUGAAGCCUCAAUUUUGGUCUAAGGUGUGCUUACAUAAUAUGGCAAAGUUAGCUAAGGAAGCAACAACUGUUCGACGUGUACUAGAGUCCUUAUUCCGUUACUUUGAUAACAGCAAUCUAUGGUCACCUCAAAACGGGGUUGCUAUCACUGUUCUGUUGGACAUGCAAUGCAUUAUGGAGAACUGUGGUCAUAACACACAUUAUUUGCUAUGUACAUUAAUCAAGCACUUGGAUCACAAGAAUGUGAUCAAGAAUCCAGAUAUGCAGAUAGAUAUCAUUGAAGUUGCCACAUCUCUUGCUCGGGUCACAAAGGUACAAUCAUCUGUGACAAUCGUGGGUGCUUUUAGUGACAUGAUGAGACACCUCCGGAAGAGUAUACACUGUUCCAUCAAUGACACAGACCUUGGGGAAGAAGUAAGAAACUGGAAUCGAAGAUACCGCGCCGCAGUUGACGAAUGCCUUGUCCAAUUAUCUUAUAAGGUUGGAGAUGCUUCCCCUAUUCUUGAUGUGGUCGCAGUGAUGUUGGAAAGCAUCUCAAGUAUACCAGUUAUAGCAAGAAACACAAUGACUACGGUAUAUCGCACCGCUCAGAUCGUAGCAGCCUUACCCAAUUCAGCAUAUCAAAAUAAGGCUUUCCCUGAGGCAUUGUUCCACCAAAUACUAUUGGCCAUGGUCUCUCCAGACAAUGAAACAAGGCUCGGCGCACAUCGUGUGUUUUCUGUUGUUCUUGUUCCAUCAUCAGUUUGUCCCCGUCCUUCCUCUGGGAGUUCACUCUCAAGAAGAAAUUCUAUUCAGAGAACACUGUCUAGAACUGUUUCAGUGUUUUCUUCUUCAGCUGCUUUAUUUGACAAAUUGGGCAGGCAGCAGAUCAGGUCACAAGAAAGUAUGGAUAGGAAUGGAAGUAUUAAUACCCAACAAUCCAUGCUGAAUCGGUUGACGUCAAGCUAUAGCAGAGCAUAUAGUGUUAAAGCUGGGUCCAGCGAUACGACUAACGUGGAAAAAAAACAUGAGGAGGGACUUUCUCUUAAGUUGAAGACCAGACAAAUUAGCAUGCUGCUUUCUUCCAUAUGGGUGCAGGCAAUUUCUCCUACAAAUACUCCUGAGCAUUAUGAAGCAAUUGCUCAUACUUACAGCUUGGUGAUGUUGUUUUCUCGAACUAAGAAAUCCAGCCAUGAGACUCUUAUUAGAAGUUUCCAGCUUGCAUUUUCACUAAGGAGCAUUUCCCUUCAAGGAGCAGGGAAACUGCCACCAUCACGGCGGAGAUCACUUUUUACAUUGUCAACAUCUAUGAUAAUUUUCUUGGGGAAAGCCUACAACUUUAUCCCUCUUGUUGUUUCCGCUAAGGCUGCAUUGACCGAGAAAACAAUUGAUCCUUUUCUUCGGUUGGUGGAGGAUUGCCAGCUCAAAUCUGUAACCACUAAUAUAGACUCUACAAUGAAUGUUUACGGAUCAGAGGAGGAUGAUGAUUCUGCUUUGAAGUUGCUUUCAGAAAUAGAGAUAUCAAAGAAACAAAUGACAGAAUCGUUUGCUUCAAUGAUAGUGGAAAGCUUGAAGAAGUCAUUAACUGAUAAGACUAAUCUCAUUAAAGAGCAGUUGCUUCAAGAUUUUCUUCCUGAUGAUGUUUGUCCUUUGGGAGCUCAAGCAAUCUCUGAAAUCCGACGCCACCCCAACCAAUUUGAGUCGAAUGACAAAACUCCUGAUGAGGCAUUAGAUGAAAGCUUUCAGAUUGAUGCACUUGAGAUUCAAACAGAUGCAAACACACAACCAUCUUCACAAACUCCUAACUUCCUGGAUGUCAAUCAGUUUCUAGAUUCGGUUCUAGAAACAUCAGAUAAUGUAGGAAGACAGACAUCCCCACCCUCACCUUCUGGGUUGACCUACAAAGAUGUGGCUAGCCAGUGUAAGGCCCUGCAAGUGGGAAAGGAAAAAGUGAUGCAUUUUGUGAGCUCAUCACCAAAGAGUAGUGAUGAUUUUGCAUCAUUCAAUGGACAAGAAGACUACACUAGCUUAAAUACUGAUCAUUUUUACACCCAUGCUGACAACAGUUUCCCAUCAGUCUGGCAGCCAAGUCGGAAUCCAUUUGUUGACAGCAUAUCUGCUGUUCCAAUGUCAUGUGCCACUGAAUAUCAAAGCCAUUCCAACUUCUUUGUACUGCCAGCUUCAAGCCCAUAUGACAAUUUUCUGAAAGCUGCCGGAAGUUAGUACAUUUGAGCAUCAGUCAUUGCUUGAUUGCUAGCAGUUUUCCCUUGUAAGCUGCCGGAAUAUGAUCCAUUUUUGUGAGUCCAUUAUUAUUUUAUUUCAUGUUUUUUUGCCACUGGGGAUAUCAAAUUAAAUAUGAUACUAGUCUUCACUCCUCUAGCAAUCUGAAAAGUGUCAUUUCAAGAGAUUUAUCUGCUGUUGUAUUUUUAUUCUCAAAGUGUAAAGCUGUUGUAAGGUUUAGACUGAUUUCCUGGUGUCUCCAAAACAAGAAUUUGGAAACCAAAGUUAGAAUAGAGCUAUGAAGAGAAUUUUGGUAAUUAGUUCAUGAAUGUCUCUGGCUAUUA
Molecule: messenger RNA, 3819 nt
Organism: Cuscuta epithymum
Lineage: Eukaryota; Viridiplantae; Streptophyta; Magnoliopsida; Solanales; Convolvulaceae
Source: the annotation of a GenBank genome assembly